AUGAUUAAAAAACCAAGUUCCCAAUGGAAUGAGUUUUGCGAUAGACUCUCCAAUAUUAAGAAGAAGUCUAAUAGAGAAGUUCUUUGAACUGAAUGUUGGAUGCUUCUCAAUUAUGAGCAAAAAACCAAGCACAGAAGCAAGUUUCCUCAUCAUCAAGAGGGAGUCCUGACUUCAACUCAGUUCGCAAGUGAACUCCAAUUCUACCAUAUUGCUCUUGCAAAUCACAAAGUCAUUAAGAAAGAGAACGGAGUUGAGUUGAUUGUCCAGCCAUUAUUCUAUGAUGCUGUUCUUGAUGGAGGACAUGUUAAUAUGAUGGAAGACUUGUGCAGAGAGAUGCACUCAGCUCCUCGUUCUCUCUUAAAAAGUCACGUGACCAAUAAUUUUGGACCAUUUGCUGAAAAAUGUUCACUAAAAAAUUGAUCCAGUUGCUUAGAAUUAGAAUCAAACUGUCGCUGUUUGCCAAAAAUGAACAAGAUGCAGAGCAUUGAUGCUUAUCUUGACAAAAUGAUGGCUGAAAUGAGCCAAUUUGAAAGUAAAGCUUAUAGUCAACUUUACUGAACAUUAAACCAAGAUGUUCCAUAUUUUCAGCCAAUGUAUCCUCAAAGCCAAAUGCCUUUAUUUGAGGUAGAAGUGAUUGAUAUCCCUGAGAACAGUGAGCCUUACAAUUAUGAUUAUGUUCAUUCUACUGAAUGUAGUCGGAUGCAAAGUGAACCAAAUUCCCAUUGCUGUAUUCUAUCUCAAGGAAGAAAGAGAAAUUCAUUUCAACUGAUGUCUCCCUAUCCUACUACUCCGAGUUUCAAAGAUUACCAGAGGAAUAAUUACGGUUCUUCUCACCAGAGUCAAUGCUUCCCUGAACCACUGUGCAAGUUGUCAAGUUUGAACUCACUGGCUUCCAGCCUAGGCAACUUUUAACAGUUAUUUUUCAUAAGAAUUAUUCUAAAAAUUUGUCGACAAUUUUAUGGUUCAUGGUAACGAUACUAUUAUUUUUCUUACUUUUCUAAUAUUUAUUUGCAUAAUUUUUAAAGAAACACAGGGAUGAAACCAAAGUUUAAAGAUCCUGACAAUAUGGACUUGGCUAGCAUAGGAGGAUUAUUAUUUUGACCUUCUACUUAUUAAGACAGCAGGC
Molecule: messenger RNA, 1126 nt
Organism: Moneuplotes crassus
Lineage: Eukaryota; Ciliophora; Spirotrichea; Euplotida; Euplotidae
Source: the annotation of a GenBank genome assembly